CAGCCUUAGGUGGAGGGCAUGCUUUCCCCGUAUGCUAUGCGAAGACGCCAAAGAUGGCGGCCGUACUUUCGGCUCGCUGGUUGAGGGUCCGCCGCGGGCUUUGCCUACCGCUGACGGGUCGACGGGCAGGUCUCUGCGGACGGGCCCCCAGUAGCAGAUUUUAUUCUGGAAGUGCAGCCGUCCCAGAGGUUGAAGGAGCUGGUGCAACAGGGACUGAAGAAGUGGUCAUUCCAAACAAGAAAACUUGGGGCUACAGAGGAUAUGAUGGAACGAAGAGUGGUUGUAUUGCAGUAAUCAAGGAUGCUACAGCUGCCCCUUACGCAUUUCAAGAUGAUCCUUAUCUCAUACCAACAUCCUCUAUGGAAUCUCAUUCAUUUUUGUUGGCAAAGAAGUCCGGGGAGAAUGCAGCAAAGUUUAUUAUUAAUUCAUAUCCCAAAUAUUUUCAGAAAGACAUAGCUGAACCUCAUAUACCGUGUUUUAUGCCUGAGUACUUUGAACCUCAGAUUGAAGAUAUAAGUGAGGCUGCUCUAGAGGAACGAAUCAAGCUCAGAAAAGUCAAAGCUUCUGUGGACAUGUUCGAUCAGCUCCUGCAAGCAGGAACCACCGUAUCUCUGGAAACAACUAACCGUCUCUUGGAUUUAUUAUGUUACUAUGGUAACCAAGAGCCCUCAACUAAUUAUAAUUUGCAACAACGUGAACAAGCAGAAGAGUUGGAAGAGGCCACAGAGGGAAGUAACGAGAAACCUAAGAAGAAGGCUGGUCAUCAGCUUGGAGUUACUUGGAGAGCAAAAAACGAUGCUGAGAGAAUCUUUGCUCUAAUGCCAGAGAAAAAUGCACAUUCCUACUGCACAAUGAUCCGAGGAAUGGUGAAGCACCGAGCUCCUACGCAGGCAUUAAACUUGUACACUGAAUUAUUAAACAACAGACUUCGUGCUGAUGUGCACACCUUCAAUUCAUUGAUAGAAGCAACAGCAUUCGUGGCGAAUGAGAAAUCAGAAGAAAAAUGGAAUAAUAUACUGGACCUGUUGAAACAAAUGGUUGCACAGAAUGUGAAACCCAACCUACAGACUUUUAAUACUAUUCUGAAAUGUCUCCGACGAUUUCAUGCAAUUGGAAAAUUGCCAGCCUUACAGACCUUACGGGAAAUGAAAGCCAUUGGAAUAGAACCCUCGCUUGCAACGUAUCACUAUAUCAUACAGCUGUUUUAUCAACAUGAAAACCCUUCAAAAGGAUCGUCCCUCAUCAUCUAUGACAUCAUGAGUGAAUUAAUGGGAAAGAAAUUUUCUCCAAAGGACCCGGAUGACGAUAUGUUUUUUCAGUCAGCCAUGAGGGUUUGCUCAUCUCUCAGAGAUCUAGAACUUGCUUACCAGGUCCAUGACCUUUUAAACACUGGAGACAACCGGAAAUUCAUUGGACCGGAUCAUCGGCGUUAUUUCUACUAUUCCAAGUUCUUUGGUUUGCUUUGUCUAAUGGAACAAAUUGAUGUCACCUUGAAGUGGUAUAAGGACCUGAUACCUUCAGUAUUCUUUCCAUAUUCCCAAACACUGAUAGAUCUUCUCCAAGCAUUAGAUGUGGCCAAUCGGCUAGAAUUGAUUCCUCAGAUCUGGAAAGAUAGUAAAGAAUAUGGUCAUACUUUUCGCCGUGACCUAAAAGAAGAGAUUCUGAUGCUUAUGGCAAGGGAUCGGCACCCACCAGAGCUGCAGGUGGCGUUUGCUGACUGUGCUGCAGAUAUCAAAUCGACUUACGAAAGCCAGGAUGCCAGACAGACGGCUCCCAGUUGGCUGGCCAGCUCUCUGAACCACAUAGCCGUCCUCUUCUUAAGGGCCGGGAGAACCCAGGAAGCCUGGAAAAUGCUGGGGCUUUUCAGGAACCAUAAUAAGAUCCCUGGGAAUGAGCUGCUGAAUGAGUUUAUGGACAGUGCAAAAGCAUCCGGCAGCCCUGCCCAGGCCAUUGAGAUAGUGAAGCUGGCAGGUGCCUUCAGCUUACCUAUUUGUGAGAGCCUCACCCAGAGACUAAUGGCUGACUUCACCCUCAGCCAGGAGCAGAAGGAAGCCCUGGGAGAUCUAACUGCAUUGACCAGUGACAGCGACAGUGACAGCAGCAGUGACAGUGACAAUGACGUCGGCGAAGGCAAAUAAAAGUGGUCGAAUCAGGAGCUACUGUGGCCUAGCGUGGCUGUUGUGAUUACACUUGAGAACUGAGAUGUUAGUAUUUAAUUGUAAUGUGAAGAAAACAAGAGAAUACAGAUUUGGUGAAUCUUGAUAACAA
Molecule: messenger RNA, 2268 nt
Organism: Orcinus orca (killer whale)
Lineage: Eukaryota; Metazoa; Chordata; Mammalia; Artiodactyla; Delphinidae
Gene: PTCD3
Product: pentatricopeptide repeat domain 3
Exons: 24
Coding region: 54-2138 (694 amino acids)
Biological process (GO): mitochondrial translation
Cellular component (GO): mitochondrion
Molecular function (GO): ribosomal small subunit binding; rRNA binding; protein binding
Source: RefSeq, a predicted model, not a curated record